Molecule: messenger RNA, 1104 nt
Organism: Peronospora matthiolae
Lineage: Eukaryota; Oomycota; Peronosporomycetes; Peronosporales; Peronosporaceae
Source: the annotation of a GenBank genome assembly
AUGCCACGCCGAGCGGUCGAGAAGUCGAAGUCGUCGUCGGCUGCCAGCGAGAAACCAAAGCAAGGGCGAGCGUCCAAGAAGAGCGAUGGUCGACCUGCGGGUAGAAAGAAGCGUCGACGCAAGAGCUCGUGGGACUACGAGGACGACGAUGGCGACGUGGCGUUCGAAGCUGAAGAGUCCGGUAGCGAGUCGGAGGAGAAGCGCGCACAGCUGCAGAAGAAGCGGUCACGGGCGCAGAAGACUCAAGUGAAUAAGAAGACGAAGACGGUUGGUUCCGUAUCGAAGAAGAAGGUGUUGCAGGACGAUAAGGAGGGGCUGGAGGACCAGGACGGAAGUCAGGAGGAGCAGGAGCGCGUUCUAUUGGAGGAAAAGAGAAGACGGAGGAAGCAGCAGUACGAACAAGAGAGUGGGCAGAUGCUGAAGGAAGUGCGUGACUUGGCGCUGCAUGAGAAGAAGACGCAGGAGAAGCUCAUUGGGAAGCUGAAGAGAGAUAUCACGACUUUGUCCAAGCAGGCGGAAGAGGAGCGCAAGAAGCACAAGAAGGAGGUGGACAAGCUUGUGGCUGACAAGAUGCGUGAGUAUGACGCUAAUCAAAGGACGAAAGACGACGGAGAUGUGGAGAAGAUAGCGCUGCGGGAACACAUUCGAGAGCUCGAGUCUCAGUUUGCAUCAUUCAAGCGGAGCACGGGACCGGAUGAUGUGGUGACUGUGAACGCUGCUGCUGUGUCAGCUGCCUCGGUCGUGCAGAACAGCGAAGCGAGUAUACAACUUGACCAGGCAAACAAGCUCCUAAAGAUGUACCGCCUGGUGACUAGUAUGGACAUCCGCCUGAUUCAAUCGACCGACGACGACGAACAAGACGGCGACGACUGCACUGAAAUUGCGUGCACAAUUACUGAUUCAGCGACUGGGAACCAGUUUGAAUUCGAGCUGGCGAUUCCUGCCACCACCUCGAGCGAAAUCGAGUACCUCCCGAGCGAAAAGCCGCCGACGGGCAUUAAAGUGCCGUCAUAUUUACGAGAGGAGCUGAGCUUCAGCAGAUCCGAAAUGACCAAAUUCAGUCGGUCAGUUCUUGACAUCGUCAUUAGGAAGAAAAAGAGUUGA